This is a messenger RNA of Babjeviella inositovora NRRL Y-12698, 1031 nucleotides long. It is a transcript of the gene YKT6, whose product is annotated as palmitoyltransferase. The transcript has 2 exons. Bases 1 to 603 code for a protein of 200 amino acids. Gene Ontology annotation, molecular function: SNAP receptor activity. Gene Ontology annotation, cellular component: membrane; Golgi apparatus. Gene Ontology annotation, biological process: endoplasmic reticulum to Golgi vesicle-mediated transport. Lineage: Eukaryota; Fungi; Ascomycota; Pichiomycetes; Serinales. The record is from RefSeq and is a predicted model, not a curated record.
AUGAAGCUUUACUAUAUUGGGAUCUUAAGAAAUACCGGAGAUAAAGCCGUAGAAUUAUCCUCGGCCAGAGACUUGUCUCAGUUUUCCUUUUUCGAGAGGAGCAGCGUCUCCCAGUUCAUGAACUUCUUUUCCGAGACGGUUUCGCAGAGAACCGCCGCCGGCCAGAGACAGUCGAUUGAGGAAGGCAACUAUGUCGGGCACGUAUACGGCCAUUCCGAGGGGCUUGCGGCCGUGUUGAUCAGCGACAAAGAGUACCCUGUGCGCCCAGCCUUCACCUUGUUGAACAAGAUUGUGGACGAGUACUUGUCCUUGCACCCACCGGUAGAGUGGAAGACUAUUGCUGAGUCCUCCCCAGCGUUGAGCUAUGCUGAGUUGGAGACCUACUUGCGCAAGUACCAGGACCCGUCCCAGGCCGACGGCAUCAUGAAGGUGCAGCAGGAGUUGGAUGAGACUAAGAUUGUUCUACACAAGACGAUCGAGAGCGUGUUGGAGAGAGGUGAGAGAUUGGAUUCUUUGGUGGACAAAUCUGAAACGUUGUCGUCAUCCUCCAGAAUGUUCUACAAGCAAGCCAAAAAAACAAACAGUUGCUGUGUGAUUGUCUAGUGUUGGCGUCUCCACAGCCGGCAGCUUUGAUCCUAUGCUCUUACGUCUAAUAUAAUUAAUUGAUUAGAUGGCUAAAAGAGGCCAUUAUUGUAAAUUUACCGUAUUAUUGGCUUUAUUGAUUCUCUUAAUCUCUGGGUUGAACCCCUGUGUUGUGCAUCAGCACUGCUCCCUUUGAGGGCUGGCUUUUAUGGUGACAUAAACAGUGACAGGGGUACUGAAAUGGAAAUGGGGGAUAAAAUGGAACAAUUAGGAAGUAAUAAAUGAUGGAAAUGGAUGAUAUGGGGAGGUUUCAUAGUGGUAAUCGACACACAAGGGUGUGAUGUCUAAUUGCGAGACUCGUACUCUCUGCGAUAUGUAAUUGGGCUACAAUCAAAUGGACCAUCAUUUUCACUUUACACAUUGUUAAAACAUAGGAAUAAUAUGAUAAU